Molecule: messenger RNA, 3338 nt
Organism: Spirometra erinaceieuropaei
Lineage: Eukaryota; Metazoa; Platyhelminthes; Cestoda; Diphyllobothriidea; Diphyllobothriidae
Source: the annotation of a GenBank genome assembly
AUGUCUUCAGGUGGUUUUUCGCUCUCCCGUAUAAUUAUUAAAUGUAGGUAGGGGGCACAAAUUGUACAUUGGCGGAUUAUCGGCUUCUGUCGAAAAGGAGGACUUGAUGCGCGAGCUUGGAAAAUUUGGAGCCAUAGGUGAUGUUUGGCUCGCUCGCAACCCACCUGGAUUUGCGUUUGUCGAAUUCGAAAAAGCUGCUGACGCCGAAAAAGCUGUUCGGGCCCUAGACGGAAUAACAGUCUGCGACUCAAGGCUGCGUGUAGAAUUCGCCCACGCCAAACCUAGGCCUGGUAAGUUUCCUGUCGUAGCACGCCGUGGAUGACAAAGCACCGGCAGGAUUAGAUUUUGCCAUUUGAAACCCAAAUUUACUUGCGCCGUGGCUCGUAGUCCUACUCUGCGGCACACUAAGUGGACUAGGGUUAGGCCUCCAGGUGAUAUGCCAUUAACUUCCUUUAACCAUCAUCCCCGUGGUGUUGGUCGCAUAACUGGUUGCUGUCUCCUUUCAUCUUGCCUCGUGUCCGUCAACUUCCAUUGGAGGUGGGGGUGUUCCGCGUGCUCCGGAUACGCGUCGUCCUGCCACUUCGGACUCGCGAAACGGUCGCAGCUCCUCCCAGCGUCGGUAUAGUUCUCCACGCAGGCGUACAAAGUCGCCUCCGCGCAACGGCCACCUCGAUCCUCCGCGUUAUCCUUACGGCCAACUAGCCUCCCUCUACACUCCUGACGUGGCAAGUGCAGCCGCUGCUGCGGCUGCGGCGGCCGGCUUUCCCUAUCAGAUCCCCGGCUACCCGCCUGUGUUUCCGUUCAUUCCCCCCGAGGAAAUUCUCAGAGGAUUGCAAGGACAUCGUCGGCGGUCACCAGUUUUGCACAGAGAUGCUUCACCCGACUAUCGCCGCAGGUAAUCACAUCCCUCUGCCCAUUUCCACGUUACUGCGCCUCGUUGUGGGAUUUUUCGCCGCAUCCACCGACAGACCGUCAUUAUUCUUCCGCGGACUGCACCAUGUGGCCAGGCGUUUUCUUCCAACGUGAAUUCAGCCCUUGGACCCCUGAUGCUGCUAAAAGCUUCCACCCUUCCUAGCACGACGUAGAACGUGCAGCUGCAUCCGCUAAUCACACCCUCAUCUUGAUUCAACCGUACUACAUGCCGCAAGCUGGCAGUGUGUAGCUCUUUUUGUUACUACCUGGUUCUUCCCCAGGACGUCAGCGACAUCAUGCAUGUUAGACGUUUACGGAUCGGAUAUAGCCUCUCACCCACAGUCGACCAUCGUUUGGUACUAGUAUGCGCCCACCCGCUUAACCCACUUUUACUUUAUCGGGCUUUGAUUCUUCGUUUAACGCGAGAUAUCAACACAGAAGUGGCCUGUUAAUUCGUAGUUUACACUUGAGCUUUUGCUUUUGCUCUGUACUAAUGCAGAAGUCGAAGUCCCGUGGACAGGACAGCAAGUCGGACCAGGGGCGGUCGCGACUCAUUUCCUUAUGAUGUUUACGACCGUCGGGACUACAGCCGAGGUGGUCGCUCUCAGCCUCGGGGACGUGUAUCCCCCGUUCGUCGAGGAGUCUCCCCCAGUGACCGCCGCCAUGACGUGGAACGUCCAAGAAGUUCCAGGGAUGACAGAAGAAGACGAUAAGAAAACGGUCUUGGCACGCACACGUCGUUUUAAAAGACCUCCGUCGCAUUUUACACAUUUCUUCUCAAAUAAAUCUUCCUACGCAAAUUUGAAGUGCAAACCCUCUUUUCCCUGGUCAAACUGCUCAUCAGCCUAUAAUAAGUGUGUCGAUCGCCUCAUCGGACCCACGUGGACUGCUGCAGUUAACCUAACGUUAUUCUUGUUUAUCUGUUUGCUGUGCACUGCGUGCGUCCGCUGUCCUGCAUGGUUUAAACUGAGGCCUGGUAAUCUCAGUCUUCCGGUCCUUCACAGUAUGCUGCUCUGACCUCUCCCCCGAAGGGUGAAACAUCUAGGCGCCAAACCGCCCGCAACCUUGCACACAUACUGGGCCUGUUUCAGUGUCUGCGAGGACGGCUUUACCGACGCACAUCAGCGUCGGUCUGGGCCUCCCAGUUUCUCCAGGCCAAACAACUCGCAAACAAAGACUACAUUCGUCCACGUGGACCUUGCCUCGUUCCGUUCGGUCUUCUGUGUACUUCUCUUACAGGUCUUCCGUCAGUCUACUGCGCAUUUCACUUCACGCUGGUCACUCCGCACUCAUCUUAGUCUCAACUAGCUUGCUUCAGCCCCCCUGUGGCAUGAUUCUUGCCGCAAGAACCUCGCGUCACAACCGUUUCACGAGCUGAUAAACCGCUUCCUACUUUAACACUACCGCUAUGGCUUCCGUGGAAUAUAGGGACGCCCUCCAUCCCUGCUGUCGGAUUUUGUCUGUUGGAACUAUUUCUGGUCCGGCUGGAGGGCAUUGGUGUUGCUGGCUCAUAUCCCCGUCUUCUCGCGUUCUGUGAUCUAAAUCCUCCGACUCAUCCCACUCGACAUAAGCCUUUGUGUCAACUAGCCGGCGUCUUGUCCACUCGGUGUCAGUCUUCACCGGGAGCGCGGUUAUCGGCUAGCACCACCGUCCUGACGUGUCACUAGUAGGGUAUAGCUGCCUUAUGCGCGUCUAGACCUUGUGCCGUAGGCCAUUUUAGUGAAUCUGCUCCUGGGUGUUCGGCUAACAGCCCGCUAAGAGCGAAAAAAGCCAUUGCUGCGGACUGCGCGCUGCGACCAAUGACCGUACUUCAACCUCGUCAGGCACGUCGUCGGAGUGAACAGCUAUGAUUUUAGCCACUAUCUCCGUGUUCCGCCCUUCCAGCCGUCUACCCACUGGGACGCCGCUCUACCGGUGGUUCUGGGUGACCGCCCGCCGCCGCUGUGGCGCCGUACUAUAUACUUCAAUCGACUGCACUCACGGACGAUUGCCAUACUCUACGCCAUCUUUCGGCGUGAUGUGCCGGCGUCAGCUCCCCGGUUUACCUCUGGCCAGGGUUUCGUUUAUUGGAAAAAAUUCUGCAAUCGUAAUUCGGAUGGAUUUUGGAACUGCUGAUCUACUACUCGCUUUCAUCCUUUGUUUUCUGGGCAAAAAAUUAAUUAUCAGGUGGUUGUUAUUAGACAGGGCUUAGACGCCAUAGCUUUCCACCACUCCUAACCACGAUCAUAAGUGCACGGGUUUAAUGGCUUUAUUGACUGAUGCCACCAUGUGAAGACCUAUUUUGGUCGGCUGGUGCGCGUCUAGGCGUUUGCGAAACAACGAUACUGACUUGGAGGGAUUUCUGGUUAUGUGUACUUGUUUUACCUGACAAACCAGGAUUUUCUUCAUCAGUCUCCUCUCUGUAUCUUUUAGUAGACAGAGCGUAG